This is a messenger RNA of Arabidopsis arenosa, 2455 nucleotides long. The record is from the annotation of a GenBank genome assembly. Lineage: Eukaryota; Viridiplantae; Streptophyta; Magnoliopsida; Brassicales; Brassicaceae.
UUCAAAACCAAAACCACUUUUCAAACAUUGGAAAUAACUAAAUAGUGAACACAAAGAUGGCCAAAGUGUUGACACUACUUGUUCUCCGACUACUCAUGAACCUCUUACUUAUCGGUUGGAUUUCUCUCUGGAUCGUCAAACCCACGACCCUAUGGAUACAAUCUUGGCGUCAAGCUGAAGAUACCGCCAAACACACUUUCUUCGGCUACAACGGUCUCAACUUUGCCGUAUUCUCAUUCCCUCCUAUUGCUCUCUCUAUCGUUGGACUCAUUUACUUGAGUUUACUGCCACAACAUCAUCAUCCAACAAGAGGAGGUAGGAGUGCAGCUAUUACUGUCUCAAGACCAGCCAUUAUCAAUAGCUUCAUUGGAAUUGUGUCUUGUUUCGAGAUACUUGCUCUUCUUUUGUUCCUCCUCUAUCUUGCUUGGAACUUCUAUGCCCGCGUCUCUAACGACUUCAAGAAGCUAAUGCCUGUCAAAACCCUGAAUCUUAACUUAUGGCAGCUUAAGUACUAUAGAGUUGCUACAAGGUUCGGUCUAUUAGCCGAAGCAUGUCUCGCUCUUCUUCUUUUCCCUGUCUUGAGGGGAUUCUCGAUGUUCCGGUUACUUAACAUUGAGUUUGCAGCUUCUGUAAAAUAUCAUGUGUGGUUCGGGACCGGUUUGAUCUUCUUUUCUUUGGUCCAUGGUGGAAGCACUCUGUUCAUUUGGACUAUUACUCAUCACAUUGAAGAAGAGAUUUGGAAAUGGCAGAGAACGGGUCGGGUAUAUGUAGCUGGACUGAUCAGCCUUGUAACAGGAUUACUGAUGUGGAUCACAUCACUUCCUCAAAUUAGAAGGAAAAACUUUGAAGUUUUCUAUUACACACACCAUUUGUAUAUAGUUUUUCUUGUAGCUUUCUUGUUUCAUGCCGGUGAUCGUCACUUUUACUGGGUGCUCCCCGGCAUCUUUCUGUUUGGACUCGACAAGAUACUUCGGAUUGUUCAAUCACGAUCCGAAAGCUGCGUUCUUUCCGCCAAUCUCUUCUCUUGUAAAGCCAUUGAGCUUGUAUUGCCAAAGGAUCCAAGGCUUAACUAUGCACCCUCAAGUUUUAUAUUCUUGAACAUUCCGUUGGUCUCACGGUUUCAAUGGCAUCCCUUUAGUAUUAUAUCGAGCUCGAGUGUAGACAAACACACAUUGUCUAUUAUGAUGAAAUGUGAGGGAGAUUGGACAAAUUCUGUUUAUAAUAAAGUAGAAGAAGCGGCAAAUUCUGAAAUGAAGAUUAACAACAUAACCGUAAGAGUAGAAGGUCCUUAUGGACCUGCCUCGGUAGAUUUUCUCAGGUAUGAUAAUCUGUUUCUUGUGGCGGGAGGGAUCGGGAUUACGCCAUUUCUAAGCAUUUUGCAGGAACUCGCGUGCAAAAACCGACUCAAAUCUCCCAAGAGAGUGCAGCUUGUGUUUGCGGUUAGGACAUUUCAAGAUCUUAACAUGUUGCUUCCAGUUUCCUCUAUACUCUUUAACCCAACCAACAACUUAAACCUCAAGUUAAAAGUUUUUGUUACUCAAGAAAAAAAGCCUUCUAAUGGUACAACAACAUUGCAAGAGUUCUUGGCUCAAUCACAAGUUCAGUCUAUUCACUUCAAAACCGACGAGGACUAUUCAAGAUUCCCAAUUCGCGGGCCAGAAAAUUUCAGAUGGCUUGCCACAUUAGUCCUUAUAACCGUGUUUACGUUUCUCGGCUUCUUGAUAGGUUUAAGCCAUUUCUUUAUACCUUCUGAACACAAGAAUCAUUCAGGGAUUGUGAAGUUAACUGCUUCAGGAGCAAUGAAGACAGCUAAAGAAAAGGUUCCUUCAUGGGUUCCAGAUUUGAUUAUCAUUGUCUCUUACGUUAUCGCUAUCACAAUAGGUGGUUUGGCUGCAACAAUUCUUCAAUGGAGAGGAAAACACAGAGAGGCACAAAGAAUGUCUAAAGAAGAAGUAAUUAAACCAGAGGAAAGAAACUUCACCGAGUUAAAACCAAUUCCUCUUAUUGAGGAACAUGAGAUACAUACCGGAGAAAGGCCAAAACUCGAAGAGAUAAUGUCGGAGUUUGAGAAGAACUUGAGAGGAUGGUCGAGUAUAGGAGUGUUGGUAUGUGGACCAGAGUCAAUGAAAGAAGAUGUGGCAUCGAUGUGUCGCAAAUGGCCUCAGGGUUUUGGAGUAGAGGAUUCAGGAAGAAACCGAAUGAAGAUGAAUCCAAAUUUUCAUUCUCUUAAUUUUAACCUCUAAUCUAAAAGCAUUUUCUAAGUUUGUAUCGUUAGUUUCUCAUUCACGUGUACUUUUUUAUCUUACAAUUGUAUAAUUUUUGGGUCUCUAUCUUGUUAUAAUGUUUUGAGUUUGAUCCUUCUUCUCAAAGGAGAAUUUGCAUAUAAUGCAAAUUUGUUUUUCUUUUCUUUAUCUGGUAUUUUCUUUUGGAACUUAAAUAUAGCUAGGUAAGAACA